CAUUGACCUCGCAGUUAUGGUUCUGGUUUCUAGUCCCAAACGGUAACAUUAUUAGCUAACAGCUAUACAGCAGUUUGAACAGCAACUAGUCAAAAAAACAUUCGGAGGAAUAAAUCCGUUGUGAUUGGAGUAGGUACAAAGACUCUGCAUUCAUGUCGGGCAGGAGCACCGCUGUGGAGUGGGUAGAGACAACCGAGGAGGUAGUUAUAACAGAGGAGUGCCUACCCCCUGAAAGCAACACACCUGCAGUGUUACCGGUUUUAGAGCCAGCAGAAACACCUAUCCAGAAGCUACUGGACACUGUGGGAAAUGGAGAUAACCCAGAGGCUGAUGGGGGCUUUUAUUGUGAGGAGUGUCUGCCUCUCUUCCAGGAACAGAGUGACCCCACCACCCUAAGCGGCCCAUCUUUUAUUCUGGACUUCCCUACGAGUACUGGUCUCCCCCAGAGGGCCCUCCUCUCUCUGCCCUAUGGCCUGACCAUCGGCAGAUCUAGUAUUCCCGGUGCAGGCGUCGGGGUCACAAAUCACGGCCAAACAGUGUCUCCGGGAAUGCAUUUUGGACCCUAUGAGGGGGACGUGACAACAAGAGAAAAUGCCAUGGCAAGUGACUUCUCCUGGGAGAUUUACAAAGAAAAAGAUGAAUAUGAGUACAUUGAUGCUGCCAGAGAUACACACUCAAACUGGAUGAGGUACGUCAAUUUUGCUCGAAAUAAAGACGAGACGAAUUUGCUGGCGGUCCAGUACAAAGGCAGCAUCCUUUAUCACUGCUGUCGCACCAUACACCCUGGAGAGGAGCUCAUGGUGUGGCCCAGCAGCAAAUUUCUCGACCGUUUCAGUGAAGCUUGGACUCAGGUCUGGGUCAUGAAGCUGAAUGCAACAGAGAGUAGCACUUCUGCGACAUCUCAGAUCUUCCCAUGCUCCCACUGUCAGCUGCCCUUCACUACAGAGUCCUUUCUUCAGCUACAUACAGAGUACUACCACAUUCAGCCUGAGGAGGACUGCUUACCGGCUGCUGAGGCAGCUGAGCCUGAAAAUCCCUCUUCGUAUACUGACUCAAUUCCCUCUGCAGCAUCCCUGAUGGUGGUUUGUGUUGAUACUGUUGAGUCGAACACAUGCGGCGAUUGCGGGAAGAUUUUCAAGCAAAUACCUCACCUUAGGAGGCACAAGCUUUGCGUCCACUCAAACAAACGUCCGUACUGCUGUACACAGUGCAGGCGGAGUUUCAGCCAAGCUUCUGGCUUAGUCAGACACCAGCUAGUUCACAGGAAGCGGGCGGUGAUAAAAGGCAAAACAAAAAUUCCAAAUCAGAACAGCAGGGAGAAGAAAGAAAACGUGAUGUCGGAGGUUUUAAACACUGCAGAGCCAUCUAUAAUUGAAGAGACAACAGACUUGAAUGUAAGUGAGAGUGUGCAAGAAGCUAUGGAUGUAACUGAGAACACUUUCCAGUCAAAUUCUUCAGACUGCAGUAAGAGUUUCAUAAAUGAAGAAGAAUCCCCAAAGAAGCAUAAGAUGGCUGGCCAUGAAAAGUUGCGUCCGUACGUCUGCAAGUUGUGUCAGAAGUGCUUCGGACAGUACAACGACCUCACCAGGCACCUGCGGGGUCAUCAGAAACAAGAAAACAAGAGCGAUGAAAAAACAAAAGAGGCUCCGGAUGAGUCUUCUACCGUGCCCUUUAGCUGUACUGAGUGCUCACUGACUUUUUCCUCUGUGGACACCCUUCAGCUGCACAUAACUGAGCAUCACUCAGAGGAAGCAUCAAUGGAAAAUCAAGAAGCUGAUCAGAGCCAUGAUCCAGACUUCACUCCUCCACCGUCAGUAGCUGAAAUAGUAGAAUCAGUCCAAAAACGUCAGAGACCUCAGCGACUUGGAGCCAGAUCCAAAAUUUCCGCCAUAACCAAACUCAUAGCUCCAAAACGAAGGGCAGCCAUCUUAAAGAAGUCGUUGACCAGCGCUGUGCAGACGGAGAAGACCUCCAACGAAUCCGAGGCCACAAAUGGAGAGUUAGAAAAAUACAAAUGGUUCAGCUGCCAUCGCUGUAAAUGCACAUACCAGAACCCGGAUGAUCUUAAGGCACACAAGUGUGCUUUAAAGGAGCUCAAAUGUGGUCAGUGUGAGGCAACAUUCAAAACUACUGGCCUUCUGAAAAGGCACGAGCAGACGGUGCAUUCAAAUACAAAGUCGUACAGUUGUGACCGCUGCGGCAAAUCCUUCACUACAUCUAGUAACCUCAAACAGCAUCGCAAGAGCAACACUUGCAUGAAGUAUCACUGCACGUCAGAGCCUUUCCCGUGCACAUACUGUCAGUUCUCCUUCACCAUGAAGAGCUACCUUAUCAAACACGUCAAGAGGCACCACCCAGUGGAGUAUCUGGCCCAUUGUGAUUCCGACAACCUUGCAAUUCAGUUGGAGGAAGAGGAAGUGGAAGAGAAGGGAGAAAAGGAAUAUGUAUGCCCCGGUUGUGGGAAGAGUGCCAAAGCUUUAAAAGCGCACGCAUGCUUCCAGCAGGUGAAGGUGCUGUACUUGUGCACAGACUGCGGGAAGGGCUUCACGAACCACUAUGGUCUGAAGCAACAUCAGCGCGUCCACACGGGCGAGAAGCCGUUCAGCUGCCCUCACUGCAGCAAGAGCUUCUCCUACACGGGACAGCUCAAUGUGCACGUCAGGACUCACACAGGGGAGAGACCAUACCUGUGCACACACUGUGGGGAGAGCUUCCGGCAGUCCGGAGACCUGAAGCGACACGAGAGGAAGCACACGGGGGUCCGGCCCUACAGCUGCUCCGAGUGUUGCAAAAGCUUCAGCCGCCCGCAGAGUCUCAAAGCUCACCAGUUGCUUCACCUGGGACAGAGGAUGUUCAAAUGCACCCAGUGCGGGAAGAGCUUCUCCAGGAACUAUCACCUCAGGAGACACCAUCAGAAGAUGCACUUGUAGUCACAUUUUGAGGGUGUAGAGGAGCUUUAAGGGAUAGUUUGGCUACUUUUGAAGUUGGGUUGUAAGAAGUACCUACUGUAUACUUAAUCAGUAUUACAGUAGAUUGCAGUAAGCAUGGAAGCUAAGCUGUGGGUGUGGCGACAUCAUAAUAUAUUUUAGCCACCUAUUAAGACAUCUUUCUAGCUAAUCUAUUAAUAAGUACCUCUCACAACCCCACUUCCAAAGAAUCCAUAAUAUUCCUUUAAUUGUUGCCAUUUCAAACUGAAUUGCACUUGAUAGAUUUUCUUCUAGGUCAGUUACGUAACUUUAUUUUAAAUUAAGUUUGUUUAAAGCAUUACAUAACCAAAAAUUGAUUUAUGUGAAAAAAUAUUUGUUUUAGUUAUUUGAAAGCAGAAAACAAAUUAACACAAACAAGUCAUUCAAUACAAUUGAUAAAAAAUAAGUUAAGGAGCUCACCAGUCCGACAAAUGCUUAUUGUCUCUCAAUGUCAGCUUGCUUUAAAAUAAAAAACACAAACUUGCUCAUCA
This is a messenger RNA of Trematomus bernacchii (emerald rockcod), 3457 nucleotides long. Its product is annotated as histone-lysine N-methyltransferase PRDM9-like. NCBI's taxonomy places the organism in Eukaryota, Metazoa, Chordata, Actinopteri, Perciformes, Nototheniidae. The transcript has 7 exons. Gene Ontology annotation, cellular component: nucleus. The coding region runs from base 153 to 2930 and encodes 925 amino acids. The record is from RefSeq and is a predicted model, not a curated record. Gene Ontology annotation, molecular function: protein binding; histone methyltransferase activity.